This is a messenger RNA of Jatropha curcas, 594 nucleotides long. The record is from RefSeq and is a predicted model, not a curated record. NCBI's taxonomy places the organism in Eukaryota, Viridiplantae, Streptophyta, Magnoliopsida, Malpighiales, Euphorbiaceae.
AUGGAGGAGGAACACCUUCAGUACCUUGGACGGGUGUUGGAUGCUUUGCAAAAAAAUGAGUUGUACAUCAACCUUAAGAAGUGCAGCUUUAUGACAGAGAGGAUUCUAUUUCUUGGCUAUAUUGUUAGCACGAAAGGAAUUCAUGUUGAUGACAGAAAGAUUGAGGCCAUUCGAAAUUGGCCUAGUCCCAAGAACGUCACUGAAGUUUGUAGUUUCCAUGGUCUUGCUACCUUCUAUAUGUGGUUCAUCAAGAAUUUUAGCAGCAUCGUCGCACCUAUCACAGACUGUUUGAAGAAGGAGAAAGUUCGUCAAUUUGUGUGGAUUGAAGCUGCAAAUAGAAGUUUUGAAGAGAUUAAAGAUAAGCUUACUUCCGCCCCUAUUAUUGAAGCUGCAAAUAGAAGUUUUGAAGAGAUUAAAGAUAAGCUUACUUCCGCCCCUAUUCUUGCUUUACCUGAUUUUGAUAAAUUGUUUGAGGUUGAUUGUGAUGCUUGUAGGAUUGGAAUUGGUGGUGUGCUGUCACAAUCCAGAAAACCUAUAGCAUUUUUUAGUGAAAAACUGAAUGAAGCUAGGCAGAAAUGGUCUACCUAUGGGUAA